Molecule: messenger RNA, 939 nt
Organism: Nannospalax galili (Upper Galilee mountains blind mole rat)
Lineage: Eukaryota; Metazoa; Chordata; Mammalia; Rodentia; Spalacidae
Product: olfactory receptor 9A4
Biological process (GO): G protein-coupled receptor signaling pathway
Cellular component (GO): membrane
Molecular function (GO): G protein-coupled receptor activity; olfactory receptor activity
Source: RefSeq, a predicted model, not a curated record
AUGUUGGGGAAUUACACUAGUGUCACCGAAUUGUAUGUUGUUGGCUUCCCUGGCUCUGAAGAGCUCCACCACAUCCUCUUUGCUGUCUUCUGCUUCUUCUACUUAGUGACAUUGAUGGGAAACUGGGUCAUCAUUGUGAUCUGUGUUGAUAAAUGUCUGCCGUCCCCCAUGUAUUUUUUCCUCAUUCACCUCUCUGUCGUGGAGAUCCUAGUCACAACCGUCAUUGUCCCUGUGAUGCUUUGGGGGCUGCUGCUCCCUAGGAUGCAGACGAUAUCUCUGGCUGGAUGUAUUGCCCAGCUCUUCCUGCAACUUGCUCUGGGGACCACGGAGUUUUUGCUGCUUGGAGCCAUGGCUGUGGACCAUUAUGUAGCUGUCUGCAACCCUUUGAGAUACAGCGUCAUCAUGAGCAGUGGCACCUGCAACUCUGUGGUGGUCGUGUCAUGGGUGUUUGGAUUCCUUUUUCAAAUUUGGCCAGUGUAUGCCACAUUUCACCUCACCUUCUGCAAAUCAAAUAUGGUGAACAAUCCCUUCUGUGACCGAGCACAGUAGCUCAAACUAUCCUGUAGCAAUACUGUUUUCAUAGAGUUUAUUCUCUUCUUAAUGGCUGUUUUUGUUCUUUUUGGUUCUCUGAUCCCCACAAUUGUCUCCUACACCUACAUCUCCACCAUCCUGAAGAUCCUCUCAGCCUCUGGCUGGAGGACAGCCUUCACCACCUGCGCCUCCCACUUCACCUGUGUUGUCAUUGGCUAUGGGAGCUGCUUCUUCCUCUACGUGAAACCCAAGCAGACACAGGCAGCUGAGUACAACAGGGUCGUUUCCCUGAUAAUCUCGAUCGUGACUCCUUUCCUGAACCCUUUCACCCUCACCCUCUGAAAUGACAAAGUCAUAGAGGCCCUUCGGGAUGGAGUGAAGCGCUGCUGUCAGUUACUCAAGACCUAG